Messenger RNA from Impatiens glandulifera, 900 nucleotides. RefSeq names its product soluble inorganic pyrophosphatase 4-like. Gene Ontology annotation, cellular component: cytoplasm. The transcript is spliced from 8 exons. The record is from RefSeq and is a predicted model, not a curated record. NCBI's taxonomy places the organism in Eukaryota, Viridiplantae, Streptophyta, Magnoliopsida, Ericales, Balsaminaceae. Gene Ontology annotation, biological process: phosphate-containing compound metabolic process. The coding region runs from base 42 to 692 and encodes 216 amino acids. Gene Ontology annotation, molecular function: magnesium ion binding; inorganic diphosphate phosphatase activity.
AAGUUUAUCUUAUCAUUCAUGCUUUAAUACAGGUUUUAAAGAUGGUUCCACCGAUUGAAACUCCAGUUAAAGCUCAAUAUUCUCACAAAACUUCUCAUGCUCCCCUCAACGAAAGACUGCUUUCAUCUCUAACCAGGAAAUCAAUUGCUGCACAUCCAUGGCAUGAUCUUGAGAUAGGACCUGAUGCCCCACAGAUAUUCAAUUGUGUGGUUGAAAUUAGUAAGGGAAGUAAGGUGAAAUAUGAACUAGACAAGAAAACAGGGAUGAUCAAGGUGGACAGGAUUCUUUAUUCGUCUGUCGUUUAUCCACACAACUAUGGUUUUAUCCCUCGUACCCUUUGCGAGGAUAAUGAUCCUAUCGAUGUCUUGGUUAUCAUGCAGGAACCUGUUCUUCCUGGAUGCUUUCUCCGGGCGAAAGCAAUAGGCCUAAUGCCUAUGAUUGAUCAGGGCGAGAAGGAUGAUAAGAUCAUUGCUGUUUGUGCUGAUGAUCCUGAAUAUCGUCACUAUACUGACAUAAACGAGCUCCCCCCACAUCGUUUGGCUGAGAUCCGUCGCUUCUUUGAGGACUACAAAAAGAACGAGAACAAAGAAGUUGCUGUCGACGAAUUUCUGCCAUCCACAAGUGCCUUCGAUGCUAUCCAACACUCAAUGGAUCUUUAUGCUGAUUACGUUGUUGAGAGUUUGAGGCGGUAGUUGUUGUUGGAUCGGGUUUCUUAUAUAUAUGUUAUUCUAUUAUAAGUUUUUAUAUACAGAAAUGUCGAGAUGAUUACGAAAAUUGUUUAUGCUAUAUAGUAUGAUUUUAAUAAUUUCAUUAUUGUAAUUCGUUACAUUGCUGAUAUUUUUCAUGUAUUGUUUAUACCAUUUUGGAGACCAUCUAUUUGGUCAUUAUUAUUUCAGUUUU